Messenger RNA from Lasiosphaeria miniovina, 746 nucleotides. RefSeq lists its product as uncharacterized. NCBI's taxonomy places the organism in Eukaryota, Fungi, Ascomycota, Sordariomycetes, Sordariales, Lasiosphaeriaceae. The record is from RefSeq and is a predicted model, not a curated record. The transcript has a single exon. Bases 140 to 670 code for a protein of 176 amino acids.
GGAAGAGAACAGAAUAAAUAUCGAGCAAUAGCUCCGUUGUGCCGUCCCUUUUCUCUUUACUGGAAAAUUGGAUCAGAUUUCUUCUGAUAUUACCCAUAUCUUCUCGUCCAGUGUCGGAGCGAGCGAUCGGAAGUGGAAUAUGCUCUCGCUCAACCCAACGCUACAUGACUGGUGGUCGCGGGGUUGCUUCGACCUCAAGUGGAUUGGGCUGCCUGCUCCUCCUCGUUCCGCCGACCCAGAGGAGAUUCAGAUUGUCCUUCUUCAGUUCGAGUGGUUAAUGUGGAGAGAAAGACCCAUCGGUGAAAGAAAGCCAGUAGGGCAGCUAGGGCGAACAGUCGAGGAGAUUAAAGCGGCGUUUCCCGAUUAUUCGAUCUCCGAGAGGAGGCGUAUUUGCGGUAACCCAGCCCUACCCGACCCGCAUCCCUUGCUCGCCAUGUGCCGGCCCGCCACCGGGUGGAACAUCGAACAUGGCGAGGUCUUUGAAGCGAGAAUCCAGCAGAAGUACGUCAUGAAUAUGAAGCUUUGCAUAGAUACACAGCAGAGGAUCAAUCGCCUCAUAGUCAUGGCUGGAAGGGCCGAAACGCUCGACCUACCGGACAAACCCGAAUUCCUUGACGAAGACGGACGCUUCCCGGGUUGGUACAAGACUUUCUACAUGCUCAUAAGAUGACCACUUUGGCAGUGCGCGAUGAAGAUAAAGACGCUGGGAAGGCCGACUCUGAAGACGAUAAUGUCGGUGACGAUGG